Messenger RNA from Hippopotamus amphibius kiboko, 7674 nucleotides. RefSeq names its product shroom family member 4 (gene SHROOM4). The coding region runs from base 78 to 4577 and encodes 1499 amino acids. The transcript is spliced from 9 exons. The record is from RefSeq and is a predicted model, not a curated record. Gene Ontology annotation, cellular component: apical junction complex; adherens junction; cortical actin cytoskeleton. Gene Ontology annotation, molecular function: actin filament binding. Gene Ontology annotation, biological process: actin filament organization. NCBI's taxonomy places the organism in Eukaryota, Metazoa, Chordata, Mammalia, Artiodactyla, Hippopotamidae.
GUGGCGGAGCGGCUGGGGGCGGAGGCAACAUAGCCCCCGCGGAAAAGGAGCCCCGCGGCGCCUGAGCCGAGCGGAGGAUGGAGAACCGGCCUGGGUCCUUCCAGUACGUCCCUGUGCAGCUGCAAGGGGGGGCGCCCUGGGGCUUCACCCUUAAGGGGGGUCUGGAACACUGCGAACCGCUCACAGUGUCUAAGAUUGAAGAUGGAGGCAAGGCAGCCUUGUCCCAGAAGAUGAGGACUGGUGAUGAGCUGGUGAAUAUCAAUGGCACUCCAUUGUAUGGCUCCCGCCAAGAGGCCCUCAUCCUCAUCAAAGGCUCCUUCCGGAUCCUCAAGCUGAUUGUCAGGAGGAGAAACGCCCCUGUUAGUAGGCCGCACUCAUGGCAUGUGGCCAAGCUGCUGGAGGGAUGCCCUGAAGCGGCCACCAACAUGCAUUUCCCUUCUGAAGCCUUCAGCUUGUCCUGGCAUUCUGGCUGCAACACAAGUGACGUGUGUGUGCAGUGGUGUCCACUCUCCCGGCACUGCAGCACUGAGAAAAGCAGCUCCAUUGGCAGCAUGGAGAGCCUGGAGCAACCAGGCCAAGCCAUCUAUGAGGGCCACCUCUUGCCCAUUGACCAGAGCACAUACCCCAACCAGCGUGACUCAGCCUAUAGCUCCUUCUCGGCCAGCUCAAAUGCCUCUGACUGUGCCCUUUCCCUCAGGCCAGAGGAGCCAGCCUCUGCAGACUGCAUCAUGCAAGGCCCAGGGUCAACUAAGGCCCCUAAUGGCCGGCUUAAUGUGGCCGAGACCUCAGGAGGAGGCCGGCGUACCAGUGGGGGCCACCUGACUCCUAACUCCCAGAUGUUAUCUCAUCCACAGGAGGUCCACCACUCAGGGCCUGCCAAGGCUGCCAGGGGUCCACCACAACCUCCAGUGAGGCGAGACAGUCUUCAGGCCUCCAGAGCCCAACUCCUCAAUGGAGAGCAGCGCAGGGCUUCUGAGCUUGUGGACUCCUUGCAACAGAAUGAAAAACCUAGCUCGGACACCACACUAUCCCCAAGAAACGCUAACAGGUUCUGCUGCCUCAGCGGGCAAGACCAAGUGACAAAUGAGGGCCAUCAGAACUGUGAGCUCAGCCAACUUCCUGAAUCCAGCCAGAAGGGCUCUGAGCAUCUACUGAUGGAGGCCUCGGCCAAAGCUAUUGGAUUCCCAAAAGCAUACGACAAAGCUUCCAGCAUAGAUUCCAGCCCACUCAACCAGGCUUCAGCAGAGCUAGCUAAGGCUUCUUCUUUUGGCAAUCCUCCACACAUCACAGGACAUCGCCAUAGUGCCCCUGAACAGCUACUAGUAUCCCAUUUUCAGCAUGUUCACCUUGAUACUAGGGACAGCAAGGGGAUGGAGCUCCCAGCUGGGCAGGAUGGGCAGGAGUGGACUCUAUCCCCUUUGCACAGUAGCCACGCAGGCAAGAAAGGCCCAUGUCCUCUUGCAGGAGGAACCCAAGACCAGUCCAGCAAAGAGAGAAAGGCCAGACCAGUGGAUGACAGACCUCUGGGUUCGGGACAUCAGAACCCAAGCAGUUCCCCACAUGGAGAGGCUGAUGCACACCUUCCAGAAAGAAGUUUCCAGGACCCAAACAGGGCAAGCAGAGCUGACAGUGAAUUGGCCAGCCAGCAGUCCUUUGCAUCUGGCUCCCUUGCUCAACCAACCAGGGACUGUUCUUCAACCACUAAAGGAGCUGGCAGCACAGAGGCAACUGAAGAAGGGGACAGUGAGCCCAAGGAGUGUGGCCGGGUAGGGGGUAGGCGAAAUGGAGGGACCCGGGGCCGCUCGAUCCAAAACCGGCGGAAGAGCGAGCGUUUUGCUACCAAUCUACGUAAUGAAAUUCAGAGGAGGAAGGCCCAGCUUCAGAAAGGCAAGAGUCCCUUGUCUCAGCUGUGUGACACCAAGGAGCCAGUGAAAGAGACUGAGGAGCACCUAGAAAGUCCUCCACUUCCUGCCUCUAACUCAUCCCUUCUAUCUUCCUAUAAAAAGCCACCUAGCCCCAGAGACAAGCUCUUCAACAAGAGCGUGAUACUCAGGGCUUGGUCUUCAGAGUGCCUCAGCAAAGCCCCUGAGGGCCAUGAAUCUAGGACGGGCUUGGAAGGACGAAUGAGCCCUGGCCAGAGACCCAGCCAGUCCUCUUUGAGCCUGAACACCAGGUGGAAAGCAUCUGACCCAUCCUCCUCAGACUCUGAAAAAACAAAUGUUCACCGCGGAGUCCGUGGAGGUCACUGGAGAUGGUCACCAGAGCACAACCUGCAGCCACAUGUGGCACUAGCCACGGAAGGCCCUUCCAACCCAGGUGACAAAGAAUUGAAGGCUUCUACUGCCCAAGCUGGGGAGGAAGCCAUCCUCUUGCCCUUUGCAGACAGAAGAAAGUUCUUUGAAGAGAGCAGCAAAUCCUUAUCUACAUCUCAUUUGCCAGGUUUAACCACUCAUAGCAAGUCUUUUACCCAGAGACCAAAGCCUAUUGACCAAAACUUCCAGCCAAUGAGCUCCAGCUAUAGGGAAUUGAGGCGCCAUCCCAUGGACCAAUCAUAUCACUCCACAGACCAACCCUAUCGUGCCACAGACCAAUCAUAUCAUUCCAUGUCACCCCUUCAGUCAGAAACUCCCACUUACACAGAAUGUUUUGCGAGCAAAGGUCUAGAACAAUCCAUGUGUUGUAAGCCACUACACUGUGGUGAUUUUGAUUACCGCAGGACAUGCUCUUACUCCUGCAAUGUCCAGGGAGCUGUAGUCCAUGACCCUUGCAUGUAUUGUUCUGGGGAAAUCUGCCCUGCUUUGCGAAAGAGAAAUAUGAUGCCAAACUGCUACAACUGCCGGUGCCACCACCACCAGUGCAUCCGGUGUUCAGCUUGCUAUCAUAAUCCCCAGCACGGUACCCUCGAGGACAGCAGCUUGGCACCUGGAAACAUUUGGAAACCCAGGAAUCUAACAGUGCAGGACUUUCCUGGGGACAAAUGGAAACCAGUACCAGGAAACAGGAAGACCAGCCAGUCAGGGAGGGAAAUGGCUCAUUCCAAGGCUAGCUUUCCAUGCGCAACCCCCUUCCAUCCUUGCCUUGAGAACCCAGCACUGGACUUGUCAAGCUACCGAGCAAUCUCUUCUCUUGACCUCCUUGGAGACUUCAAGCACCCCUCAAAAAAACCAGAGGAAACCUCGGUUUAUGAAGAGGACAGCUCCCUAGCCUCCAUGCCCCGCCCACUGCGCAGCCGGGCCUUCUCAGAGAGCCACAUCAGCUUUGAUCCUCAGAGCUCCAGGGCUUGGGGGCAGCAUAGGAAGGAGCUCUUUACCAAAGUUGAUGAGAUCCAGCCAGAUCCUCUGGGUGCCAGGAAGAAGGCCUUUUCUCCUCCUCGCCCUCCUCCUCCCAACUGGGAGAAGUAUAGGCUCUUUCGUGCAGCCCAGCAGCAGCAGCAGCAGCAGCAACAACAACAGCAGCAACAGCAGCAGAAGCAGCAAAAGCAGCAGGAAGAGGAGGAGGAAGAAGAAGAAGAGGAAGAGGGGGUGGAGGAGGAGGACGAGGAAGAAGAGGAGGAGGGGGAGGAGGAGGAGCUGCCACCCCAGUAUUUCAGUUCAGAAACCACUGGUUCCAGUGCCCUCAAUCCUGAGGAGGUCCUGGAGCAGCCCCAACCACUGGGCUUUGGCCACCUGGAAGCCUCGAGGCAGGGCUCACAAAGCCUCCCAGCAGAGCAAGAGUCCUUUGCUCUCCAUUCCAGCGAUUUCCUGCCUCCAGUAAGGGGCCAUUUGGGAUCUCAAGCUGAGAAGGCUCAGCCCCGUUGCUAUUAUGGCAUUGGUGGGCUUUGGAGAACAUCAGAGCAGGAGACCACUGACUCCCCCAAACAAGAGUUUCAGCACUUCUCACCUCUUCAAGGGGCCCCAGGGAUCCCUACCUCUUACUCAACUUAUUACAGUAUUUCUGUGGCCAAAGCAGAGCUGCUGAACAAGUUGAAAGACCAACCGGAGAUGGCAAAAAUGGGCCUGGGAGAGGAAGAAAUUGACCACGAACUGGCUCAAAAAAAGAUUCAGCUUAUUGAAAGCAUUGGCAGAAAACUUUCUGUCCUACGGGAGGCCCAGCGAGGAUUGCUGGAGGACAUCACUGCCAAUUCUGCCCUUGGGGAAGAGGUGGAGGCCAAUCUAAAAGCUGUCUGCAAAUCCAAUGAGUUUGAAAAAUACCGUUUGUUUAUCGGGGACCUGGACAAAGUAGUCAACCUGUUGCUGUCCCUCUCUGGUCGACUGGCCCGGGUGGAAAAUGCUCUCAACAGCAUCGAUUCAGAGGCCAACCAAGAGAAGUUGGUGCUGAUAGAGAAGAAGCAACAGCUGACAGGGCAGUUGGCUGAUGCCAAGGAGCUGAAGGAGCACGUGGACCGCCGGGAGAAGUUGGUGUUUGGCAUGGUCUCUCGCUAUCUGCCUCAGGACCAGCUCCAAGAUUACCAGCACUUUGUGAAGAUGAAAUCUGCUCUCAUCAUUGAACAGCGAGAGCUGGAAGAGAAGAUCAAGCUCGGGGAAGAGCAGCUCAAAUGUCUCAGGGAGAGCCUACUCCUGGGGCCCAGUAAUUUCUAAUCUCACCAGCAGACUGCCUACACCAUCCCUGCCCCACCACAAUGGGAAGUGCUUUCAAUCCUCCUUAGCAGUUUGUUAGCAAGUAGAUAGCAGUUAGUUAUCAGUUUGUUCCAUAUUCUCUACCCUGGAUGUCUCUCACUGCCCCUUAACCUAGCAGUGCUCCCAACCAGCUAAGAGGACCUGGGGAGGCCCCAAGCUUCUACCAAAGGAGUAGAAGCAAGAAAUAGGAGCUGCAGCAAAAUGUGAUCAUACAACCAAACUCUCCUUCCCACAGUUUGCACAGCCAAGCACUCACCACACACAGAAGCAACAAAGUGCUUUCAUUCUUCUUUGUACUAGGACACCAGGAACAUCAUGCACUCACCACCCACCCACAGCAUCAUCAGCCUUUGAAGUCUCAGAGAGAAGUUGCCCAUGCAGCUCCUCUCUGCCCCAAGGCUCGUGGCCCAGCCAUUUCCCACAGAGAUCUGGCUGUCCUUAGGGCAUUCACCUACCACCAGCUUCAGGGCCUCACCCCAGCUUUGCAGUGAGAAGCACAGAAGGAUAAAUGACAUUUAACAGAAUGUGAGCAAGCGUUGGGAAUCCCCUGAUGCCCUGCUAGAAGGAGCUACACUUAAACAAACUGGCUCUACCCCUGCCUUCCCCAGCAUCUAGUUGAGUGGGAAGAAGCCUGUCUUCAGCCCCAGUUAGUGUGGCCCUCCUCCUGUCUUAAGACUUUGGCCUACUUCCUGUUUCAUCUUGCCUUUUCAUUGCUGGGGGUUACAGGUGCCUACCCUAAUGGCUUCACACUAUGGGCCAUAAAUAGCUCUACUAAAGCUGACUUAUGGAUACAUGUUUUAUUAUUGGAGGAGGGGUUGUUAUUGUUAUAUUUUAAAUGGCCUUUUGAUUUUAUUUAUUUUUAUGUCUUGAUUGUUCUUUUUUUCUUUUUUAACUAAUAAGGUAAGAAGAGGGGAGUUGGAGAGGGAAAAGUUAGCCCAGAAGGAAAGCAUUUUCUGCAGAUCAGCCUGAAUUCACCAUGGCUAGGUAAGCAAGUACCAAGGUCUUGAAUUCUUCCCACCAUAGCUGACAAGUGUCUAAGGAAGGAGUUCUCACUUCAAACUCAGAGCUUCCCCACUGUGGCCUGGCCAUAUACUUCCCUUGAAGUCUGGAUGACCAUGAGCUUAGAGUUCCCCAACAAGCUUCAACUGUUUCUUACUUAUUUUUUCUUGAAACCAAAGAAAUCUGAAAGGGACAAAGGUUCACCCAUUUCUCUACCAUUUCCAAGCUAAGAAAGGCAUAGAGGUGAGCUCAGGAAGAGAUCCUCUAUCCAAUUGUUUUCUUAGCCUGUGGCCUGGCUCAGGGAACCGAAAUUCAUGGUAGCUGGAAGCUCCAGCCACGGCCAGCGGUGCCCCCCCCCCGCCCCAGCACAAGUUAUAAUCCAGCCAGGAUCUUAGGCACACAAAUAAUGAAUGCUGCUGCUGUGGCCAAGGUCCUGACACUGGUAGCCAGUUUCUAUCCUAGAAAAGCCCUCAGGUGGGUGAUGGCAGGAAGGGUGUUGUGGCCAAACUCUGCCCUGUUAUCCAGCUCAGUUCCCUGUUCCUUGUUAACUGGGGCCCAUGCUUGGUGUUGCACAGCCCUGCUCAGCCAACCCAGGCAUUGCUUCUAGUUACUGCUGAGUUCCUCAGGGUCCUUGGAGGUUAACUGUAGCAGCAGGGGUGCCUCAUUCAACCAAAGAAUUUGCCAAGGAACUUUACUGCUGCUACAAAUACUGGUUGCUAGCUUCCGUUUCCUCUUCAUUGUAUUUGGAAACAAUGGAAGAAUCUUGGCCAGCAGGGUGUCCUGUGGGGAGAGGGGCCCUGAGUAUGCUCUUAGUACACUGCUGCUGUCAGAACCACUGUUAAAAUGUCAACCUGCCAUUCUCCCAUCAAGUGGAGGAUUCUACUCUAUUCAUGAAAGCUGAUGGCUUAUAAAGGGCAAGGUUUACCUAAGCCAAGGUUGCAUAAGAUGGGGAAUGUUUUGAAUAGAAGCUGUGGUUGUCAUUUUUUUUUUUUUGUAAACAGGCUCUUAAACAGUGAGCAGGCUGAGGUGUCCUGUACCGGGGGGGAUGAGGCCAAUGUAGCCCAUCAUUCUAAUAUUUUUUUUUUUUUGCCAGAACAACUUUUUGGGAAUAUAGCCCAGGGAAAAGAGUGGCCAUUUACCUGGACACCAUGACCAUGGCUUGGGCUUUUCUAGUCAGCGUUACCAUGGUUGUAUCUUAAGUUUAUCAGACUAAAAGUACUAUUGACUUUGUUAUCUGUGUCCCUUAUCCCACCUCUAAUUAUUCUAAAGUUGGGAUCAGAGUACAAGAAUGCUCAUUUUCACACAGAGGGACAGUUUCCAAAGCACUUAAUAAAAUAAUCCCCAAACUAUAUUGAACAGUGAAGCUCGGCAGUCAAAGGUGAACUACCAGACAGGCAUAGAUGCCCCACACUGCUGACAUGGCAGGCCCAUGAUGAGUGAUAGCACUGCAAAGCCUCCAGUGUUACCUGAGAUGCAGUAUCUCUUGCCUGUUCUCAUUUCCUGUGCUCAGCCCUCCACCAAGGCCUGCCAGGGCAUAGCAGUUUGGAAGGCAGGGCAAGGGACUUCCCCGUACAGGCCACAGUGGGUAAUGGGUAAGCACAGUGGUUGAAACAUAGAGAGGAAUCAGUGUAAGGGGCUCUGGGUAAUUGAAUUUCCUUGAGUCCCACCAGCUGCACAUUCAGCCAGGGUAGAGCAGUAAAUGCUCAAGGGGAAUCCAAGAGAAAAGACAGAGACACCGAAAAUAAUGCCCUAGAAAGAGAGAGGCUGGAAGCCGAGGAAUGGACAGGGUGAAAAGAAUGAAAAGUCUCUUUCAAGACCAGGUUCAGAUUCUGUUUUCCAUUUCACCUCAUGUGCCAAAAAGCUGCCGAGGGGCACCAGAGCCACAACCUUAACUCCAGCCUCCCUAAAGGUGCUGCUCUGCCAGUAGCAGGCCCCAAAUGGAGGAAGCUGGGUACAUUUCUAGCCACUCCCAUCUGGAGUGUGAUGUCUCCCUCUGUCUAUGCCAAAGGAGUUAUCUAUGCCAAUAAUAUUUCUGUAACAGCAUAUUGUAUUCUUUGAA